Messenger RNA from Hordeum vulgare subsp. vulgare (domesticated barley), 1497 nucleotides. RefSeq lists its product as uncharacterized. The coding region runs from base 535 to 831 and encodes 98 amino acids. Lineage: Eukaryota; Viridiplantae; Streptophyta; Magnoliopsida; Poales; Poaceae. The transcript has a single exon. The record is from RefSeq and is a predicted model, not a curated record.
CGCGGGAGAUCAUCUUCGGGUCGCCGCAGCUUCGGCCCCUUGGUCUCGGGCUCCAUCCCAGCGUGCUGCGUCCUUGCUGCAUCCGUCGCUGGUCGAUCUCCUCCGGUCAUCAUCGGAGCAGCACCUACGCCGCGAGCUCGCCUCCAAGGUUGUUGCGGGAGGAUAUGAGAAGAUGAACACGACGUGAUGCCGGUCAACUAUGGUCAGACCGGUUUAGGACCUCACGUGACAUAUUUUGAAAACAUUUAAGAUCUAGACGUGCAAUUUAAUAGAAUAGGGACCAAUGUAAAGGUGCGGGAAAACAAUUAGCACCGCUGAUGUGGUUAUCUCUACUUGGAGCCACAUAGCAUUAAGAUAAAGUGCGAGGACUAAAUCGAGGAAUGGCUGAAAGAAUAAGAUUCCCCAAUUUCUCUCCCGAGGGGUUCCUCCAGUGAGGAACCGACGCCGUGGUUCGCAUCGCGAGGAUGCAAGCUAUGGACGCGGGCGAACCCACCCCUCGUCGGCGGUGAAACCGGGCUGCCGGCAGGAGCAGCAAUGGCCGAUGGCCGCCAGGCGUCGCGCCGCCGGAGGUCGUCGCUGCGUCACGAGCUGCGGGGCGAGCGGUUGCAGGCUGCACUGGAGGAGUGCUUCCUCACGGCGUCGGUGGCAACUGGCCGUCGUUUCCGCCGUGCUGCGCGUCUCCGCGCGGGCAGCCGCACGGCUGAGUACGCGUGCCACACGGCUAGCAGGCUGAAGGGAGCGCCGCCGCGCCUCGCGUUGGAGGCUACAGACGCCUCGCCGGAAGGGGUUUCACGCCGUCGUCUCCGCUGCCAGGAGCGACGCCGGAGGUAGACUCGCGACGGGCUCGGGACUGGCCGAGCAUGAGGUGCAGGCUGCACGCUGAGGCAGGGAGCCCCCACGUCGUCGGUCAGGGUCGCCGCUCCUAACACCGUCCGUUGGACGCCGGAGGAGCAGCGACGGAUCCGUGAUCCCCCAGCGUGAUCCGCGCUGGGAGCCGCGGUUGCAAGCACGGGCACGCUGCUUCUGCCGUCCCCGGUCGUCAUGUAGGUGAUUCUGGUGGUGCUGGUGUCUCGUCGGUGCGGAUUGAAGCCAGGCGUGGGCGCGUGGCCGUAUCCGCCGCUGGCUGACAGCCAUUGACGGCUGUGCCGGGAGUGGUGCCGUGCCUGGGGGAGCAGUGAUGGGCUGAGAGCCAUAAUACGCUUCUAGGCCGACCCAGUCAACGCGCCAGGGCGGUGUGGCCAGUGGCGAGCGUUGUCCUGCAUCGCUGGGAUGCUGCGACUGAACUUCCCGUCGUGUGCAAGUGCGACGCAGUGGACUGGUUCAGCAAGGAACCAUCGUCCGAUGUAAUGAAAAGAAAAGAAGGGUAAGACGUCGUGAAUCAAAGAUCACAUUGGUGCUUACUAUUCCUGGUUGAGGCCUUCAAUCCUAGUGAUGGAAACGCCUUUACUCUUGCUUAUUUUCUGUUCUUGUUCAACCAAGUCUUCAAAGCAUUUCUUC